This is a messenger RNA of Mercurialis annua (annual mercury), 600 nucleotides long. Its product is annotated as 40S ribosomal protein S27-2-like. The coding region runs from base 130 to 390 and encodes 86 amino acids. Lineage: Eukaryota; Viridiplantae; Streptophyta; Magnoliopsida; Malpighiales; Euphorbiaceae. The record is from RefSeq and is a predicted model, not a curated record. Gene Ontology annotation, cellular component: ribosome; cytosolic small ribosomal subunit. The transcript is spliced from 4 exons. Gene Ontology annotation, molecular function: RNA binding; structural constituent of ribosome. Gene Ontology annotation, biological process: ribosomal small subunit assembly; translation.
GGCUGACAUAUCUCAUAAGAGGGACUUCAUAUUUAACCUAAUGCGCUGAGAUCUUCCUUUCUCUCUUUUCUUCUCUGUGACAGCAGCGCCAUCCGCUAGGGUUUCUGAUAUUAUUGAAGCUCACACAAAAUGGUUCUCCAAAACGACAUCGAUUUACUGAAUCCUCCAGCUGAGCUUGAGAAGAGGAAGCACAAGCUCAAGCGUCUCGUGCAAUCUCCCAACUCAUUUUUCAUGGAUGUUAAGUGUCAAGGUUGCUUCAUCAUAACAACUGUGUUCAGUCACUCGCAAACUGUCGUAGUGUGUGGCAACUGCCAGACCGUGUUAUGCCAGCCUACUGGCGGCCGUGCAAGGCUUACUGAGGGCUGCUCUUUCAGGAGAAAGGGCGAUUGAUUUUAAUUGUGUUAGUAGAGGAUUGCUAUGGGAGCUCUCUUGUUGAUUUUGUUUUGAGAUUCGUCUUUCGCUUCUCACUUUGAAUUUUGUUAGUGACCGACCUGAGUUACUGUCUUCACUGUUUUCGGUUUGUUUGAAUUGCUCUGAUGAAAUAUUGGUUCAUUUAGAAAUUCAGUUUAUAUUCUAGCCUGUGGGCUAAUUAGUUUUUAA